Messenger RNA from Cajanus cajan (pigeon pea), 2409 nucleotides. It is a transcript of the gene NFD5, whose product is annotated as pentatricopeptide (PPR) repeat-containing protein. NCBI's taxonomy places the organism in Eukaryota, Viridiplantae, Streptophyta, Magnoliopsida, Fabales, Fabaceae. Gene Ontology annotation, molecular function: protein binding. The record is from RefSeq and is a predicted model, not a curated record.
AGUAUCAGUAACAGAGUUUGAUGCCAUAAACCUAAAACCCUAAAUCUCACACACCAUGAGUUGGAGAACCUUCGCUUCCACUUCGACUCGCACAAUCAAAAAACUCAAUGCACUCUUACGAUCCCCUCCCCCUCCUCCGCGCCUCCCACGCGCCUCCUCUCACGCGCCAUUCGCCACGCGCCUCCUCCAUUCCGCAACACCCACCACCGCCCUCGUCGACCCCAAACGGCGCGCUCCGCGAAACGACGGCGCCGCCGCCGCCGACGACGACGGCGACGACACGACGAGCGAGUUUCUCUCGCGUUUCGUGUGGGUAAUGCGGAAGAAGGUGAAGGAGGUGCACCCGGACUCCGACAAGGCCACCGUCGACGGCAUGCUGGUGGCGAUCGUGCAGAGGGUCACGGCGGAGAUGGAAAGGGGCGGCGGCGAAACGGCGUCGUUUGGGGAUUUCAGCGAGGAUUUGUGGAGAACGGUGUGGGAGGUGAGCAACGAGGUGUUGGAGGACAUGAACAAGGAGAGGAAGAAGGAGAAGAUGAAGGGUUUCUUGCAGUGCGAGGAGGUUAAGGAAAUGUGCCGAUUCGCCGGAGAAGUUGGCAUUCGCGGCGAUUUGCUCAGGGAGCUUAGGUUCAAGUGGGCACGUGAGAAAAUGGAGGAGCACGAAUUCUACGAGGGUUUGGAGAAAAUAAGGAAAGAGGCGCAACCUGAGAGUGAGAACAAUGAAUUUGAUGUUAGUGAGGAGAAGGAAAAGGUUGUUGUUGGGCUUCCCAAGAGGAGGGGGAAGAUAAGGUACAAUAUUUAUGGGCUUGAUCUGUCUGAUCCCAAGUGGGCACAGGUGGCUGAUAGGAUCCAUGAGGCAGAGCAAGUGUUUUGGCCUCAGGAGCCGAAGCCAAUUACUGGAAAAGCGAAGAUCGUUACCACGAAGAUUCUGUCGUUGAAGGAGGAAGAGGAGAGUGGUUUGCAAAGCCUGUUGGCUGAGUGGGUGGAGCUUGUGCAACCUAGCAGGGUGGAGUGGAUGGAUUUGCUUCACAAAAUGAAAGAACAGAAUCCUGCUUUGUAUUUGAAGGUGGCUGAAAUGGUAUUGACUGAAGAUUCUUUCCAAACAAAUGUAUCUGACUACUUUAGGCUUAUUGACAUCUAUGCUAAAGAGAACUACUUUGAUGAUGUUGAGAGAAUCCUUAAGAAGAUGAAUGAAAAUGGUUUACAACCAGAUGCCUCAACAGCCAGUACACUGGUCCACAUGUACUGCAAGGGAGGCAAUCUUGCACGAGCAAAUGAAGCAUUUGAAGUUUUGAGGAGCCGGGGCUUCCAACCAGAUAUACAAGUCUACAACUCAAUGAUCAUGGCCUUUGUAAAUAACGGCCAGCCUAAGUUGGGCGAGAAAUUGAUGAGGGAGAUGGAGACGAAAGAUAUUAAAACCACAAAGGAAAUAUACAUGGCAUUGCUCCGUUCUUUUUCUCAACUUGGUGAUACUCAAGGAGCCGAAAGAAUUUCAACAACUAUGCAGUUUGCUGGAAUUCAGCAAAGUAUGGAGACAUGCACUCUGCUUAUCGAGGCACAUGCACUUGCAGGUGACCCUGAUCAGGCAAGAAGCCAUUUUGACUACAUGAUGAAGUUUGGGCAUAAGCCUGAUGAUAGGUGCACUGCUAGCAUGAUUGCAGCUUAUGAGAAGAAAAACUACUUGGACAAUGCAUUAAAUAUUCUAUUGGAGUUAGAGAAGGAUGGGUUUGAGCCUGGGGUUGCCACUUAUUCUGUUCUUGUGGACUGGUUGGGUAAGUUGCAGCUUGUUGAUGAGGCUGAACAGCUUUUAGGCAAAAUAGCUCUGCUGGGUGAGGCUCCCCCCUUCAAGCUUCAAGUGAGUCUAUGUGAUAUGUAUGCUAGGGCUAGAAAUGAAAAAAAGGCUCUUCAAGCUCUAGGCGUUCUGGAAGCUAGGAAGGAUGAAUUGGGACCAGCUGAGUUUGAGAGAAUUAUAAGUGGCCUUAUUGAUGGUGGGUUUCAGAAGGAUGCACAAAGAAUAUGUCGAAUUAUGGAGGCACAGGGUUUUGAUGCAUCAAGGGUUAAGGUUAACCUAAUGAAACCUAUCUCCAGAGCACCUAGUAUGAGAUAGUUUAGUGGUCACGAGUAGGGCCAUUUUAGUCUUUCUCUGCCAAGUGACCAACAAAUGCACUGCCUUAUUAAAGGAAGCAUGGUCUGCUGGAUUUAUCAUACCAUGUUACAAAUAAGGGAGUUUAUGCUUGUUUAGUUAGUUUUUCAAUUGUAACGUUUAUCAAUUUUCCAUGGUUACAGCUUUUUGCCAGUGCUCAGAUUACUGAUUUUUAUCCCUCAUUUUUUUUUUUCCUUUUGAAUUUUAGUGUUUGUACAUAGAAUAUCUUUGGUGGCAUGUUUAUGGCAUUUACUUUUUCAUACAUACAA